This is a messenger RNA of Hibiscus syriacus, 1097 nucleotides long. RefSeq names its product cytochrome P450 714C3-like. NCBI's taxonomy places the organism in Eukaryota, Viridiplantae, Streptophyta, Magnoliopsida, Malvales, Malvaceae. Gene Ontology annotation, molecular function: heme binding; iron ion binding; monooxygenase activity. The coding region runs from base 30 to 968 and encodes 312 amino acids. The record is from RefSeq and is a predicted model, not a curated record. The transcript is spliced from 2 exons.
ACAUAUCGAGAGAGCUCACAUACAUUUUAAUGGAGUUUUUGAAGCUGUUCCAAGCUUUUUUCAGUUCACUCAUUGUGGCUUUUUCUCUCUAUUUGUUCUUGAGAAUGUUAUUCUCUUGCUGGAUUCUGCCCAUCCUUGUUUACGAUAAGCUGGGAAAGAAUGUGUUUGGGGGUCCGACCCCAACUUUUCCUCUGGGAAAUAUUAGAGACAUGAAAACCGUUAGUAAGAAGAAUAUGAAAGAUGACUCUUCUUCUUCUUCAACUAUCUCCCAUGAUAUACACUCCACUGUGUUCCCUCACUUCUCCCGGUGGCAAAAAUCUCAUGGAAAAGUGUUCAUCUACUGGCUGGGAACUGAGCCAUUUUUGUAUAUUGCAGAACCCGAUUUCCUUAAGAAGAUGUCAUCGAAAGUACAGGGAAAAUUCUGGGGAAAACCCAAUGUGUUCAAACACGAUAGGAAGCCUAUGUUCGGGAGUGGAUUGGUGAUGGUUGAAGGAGAUGAUUGGGUUCGCCAUCGCCAUGUUAUUUCUCCUGCAUUCUCUCCACCCAACAUGAAGGCCAUGGUAAGCUUGAUGGUGGAACCGGCCACAAAGAUGCUCCGAAGGUGGACAACCCUAAUAAAUUCCGGUAAACCGGAGAUCGACGUCGAAAGAGAUAUCUCAACAAUGGCGGGGGAGAUCAUUGCUAGGGCAACCUUCGGGUUGAGUUGCGGAAACGGGAGUCAAGUGUUUGAGAAACUGAAAGCCAUGCAGAUCACGCUCUUUAACUCCAACCGCUAUGUGGGUGUUCCUUUCAGCAGGUGGCUUUUUCCCGAGAAAAUCUUGGAAGCCAAAAAACUUGGUAAGGAAAUCGACCAGCUAUUCAUGUCGGUCAUAGAAGAUCAUGUUGGGAAGAAGAAGAAGAACAAGUGUUUGGAUGAGGCGUACUUGGUCGGGUACAUGAUGGAAGGGAAGAGGUUUAGCGGAAGGUAGGUUAUUGACGAGUGCAAGACUUUCUUCUUCGGUGGCCAUGAAACCACUGCACUGUUACUCACAUGGACGUUGCUGCUUUUGGCCAUGCAUCCACAAUGGCAAACCUUAUUGAGGGACGAAAUUACACAA